This is a messenger RNA of Vanessa atalanta (red admiral), 1787 nucleotides long. RefSeq names its product annexin B10 (gene AnxB10). Bases 175 to 1350 code for a protein of 391 amino acids. The transcript has 9 exons. The record is from RefSeq and is a predicted model, not a curated record. Gene Ontology annotation, cellular component: cytoplasm. Lineage: Eukaryota; Metazoa; Arthropoda; Insecta; Lepidoptera; Nymphalidae. Gene Ontology annotation, molecular function: calcium ion binding; calcium-dependent phospholipid binding.
UGUCAGAGAGAUCGUAGCGUACGGUCAAACAAAUUGUUCUUGUCAGUUUUUCUUGUUUUUUUGUGAGAAACUCGAUAUUUGCUUUAAAAAAAAAGCAGAUACUUGUGAUCACUGAUCUAACUACAAAUUAAACAGUUCUUAGCUUUGCUCUUACGUCUCUUCUAACAGAUAAACAUGUCUCCAAUCCGUGAGCCUACUGUUGUCGGCGUUGCCAAUUUCAAUGCAGCUGAAGAUGCAGCUACCUUGAGAGGUGCCAUGAAAGGCUUUGGUACAGAUGAGCAGACGAUCAUCGACAUCUUGACUUCUCGUUCAAAUGUUCAACGUCAGGCUAUCUCUCAGGCUUUCACACAUGAAUAUGGACGGGAUAUUAUUGAAGACUUAAAAUCAGAACUGGGGGGUCAUUUCGAAGAUGUAAUAAUUGCCCUUAUGCUGCCACCUGCUGAAUAUCUUUGCCGGGAACUAAACAACUGCAUGGAAGGCCUGGGAACAGAUGAACAAGUCCUUGUUGAGAUUCUGUGCACACGCACCAAGCCAGAGAUAGCUGAAAUCGUGGAUACUUAUGAGAGACUUUACAACCGACCGCUAGCUGAACACAUGUGCUCUGAAACUUCAGGUGACUUCAGGCGUCUCUUGACUCUCAUUGUUACUUCGGUCCGGCAGGGCGCGCGGGACGAGGAGGCGGGGGUGGACGGCGCGCGCGCGGUCGAGGCCGCGCAGCAGCUGUACGACGCGGGGGAGGCCAAGUGGGGCACGGACGAGGAGAUAUUCAACAAGAUCCUAGCGCAUGAGAGUUUUGCGCAACUACGUCUGAUUUUCGAGGAGUACAAGAAUAUAUCGGGACGGACCAUCGAGCAGGCCAUCAAGGCGGAAAUCGACGGCGAACUGAAAGAGGCGCUGUCCGCUAUCGUGGAGUGCGUGGAGAAUUCCGCGGCGUGGUUCGCGACGCGCCUGCGGGCCGCCAUGCAGGGGCUCGGCACCGACGACCGCACGCUCAUCCGCAUCGUCGUCAGUCGCUCCGAGCUCGACCUCGGCGCCGUCAAGCGCGAUGGAGUGCGUGGAGAACGCGCCGGCCUGGUUCGCGCAGAGGCUGCGCGGCAGCAUGCAGGGCGCCGGCACCGACGACAAGGUGCUGGUGCGCGUCGUGGCCACGCGCGCCGAGCUCGACCUCGGCGCCAUCAAGCGCGAGUACGAGCGCCUCUACGACAAGACGCUGGAGAGCGACAUCUCGCAGGGCGAGACCUCCGGCGACUACAAGAGGGCCCUCGUGGCCCUCCUCGGACCGGCGUAGGCGACGGGAGGAGCAAGAAGAGUUUAGAAGAUUGGUGUGCAGCAAUACAUUAUAUAUUAUGAGAUUACGUUCUAAAUGUCGUGUCGCGUUGUUCGUCAGAUUGUAUCUCGAUUUUGAUAUUUUUAUCACUUUGAUAUUGUUAUUGUAUUCCGUAAUUAAUGUUUUAUGCAUAGUGGAAGAUUGUUCUCGAAUAUAUUAUUGCUUUAAGCACAAUUAUUAUUGAUGUAUAAUAAAAAUCAAAUUAAGGAAAACACAACCAAUAGUGACGUAAUAAUUCAUAAACGUAGAGAAUACAAGUAGGCUUUAUUGACGUGCCUUUCAAUAUUUAUAUUGUUUUCAAAAUAGAUAAAUAUAUUAAAAUGUUAUUUAUUAACGAAGUAUUUAGCAAGCGUUAAUUUUAUUAAUGAAAGCAUUCCAAAUUUAAAUUAUCCGAUGUCCCUCCCAGUGUGACUUAAGCUUUAAUUUAUACUUGUUCAUAGAAUAAAUAUUUAUUUCCUUU